Molecule: messenger RNA, 875 nt
Organism: Spinacia oleracea (spinach)
Lineage: Eukaryota; Viridiplantae; Streptophyta; Magnoliopsida; Caryophyllales; Amaranthaceae
Product: ras-related protein Rab7
Exons: 6
Coding region: 87-740 (217 amino acids)
Cellular component (GO): vacuolar membrane
Molecular function (GO): GTP binding; GTPase activity
Source: RefSeq, a predicted model, not a curated record
UUUCUACGAUCAACAUACAUACGUACGUACUUACUAUAUAUAUUUUCAAACCAAAAAUCAAUUAAUUUACAGAUCAGUGUAUAACAAUGUUGCUGCAUCCUGAUAUGCGGAGAACAUUGAUCAAGGUUAUCGUCCUCGGUGAUGUUGCGGUCGGCAAGACCUCUUUAAUUACUAGAUACGUGCACAAGAAAUUCAAUCAGCAAUACAAGGCAACAAUUGGGGCAGAUUUUGUGACGAGGGAAUUGCAAAUUGAGGGCAAACUGGUUAGCCUACAGAUAUGGGAUACGGCAGGGCAGGAAAGGUUUCACAGUUUAGGACCUGCAUUUUUUAGAGGAUCAGAUUGUUGUGUUUUAGUAUAUGAUGUGAAUGACCAAAAAUCAUUUGAAGCCCUUCAAAGUUGGCGUCAUGAAUUUAUCAAACAGACAGAUAUCCCUGACCCGACAAAGUUCCCUUUCGUGGUCAUUGGAAAUAAGAUUGAUCGAGAUGGUGGAGCUAGUCGCAAGGUGGAAGAGAAAAGAGCAAAAGAGUGGUGUGGGUCUAUAAAGUCGGGGCCAGAAUCAAGCAGCAUUCCUUACUAUGAGACUUCAGCAAAAGAGGAUGUUAACAUAGAUGAUGCCUUUUUCAAUAUUGCUCUUGCUGCACUAUCUCAUGACCGUUCACAGGAAUUAUACUUUGAAAGUAUAACAGAGUCAGGUUCUCUAUCAGAAAUAGUCGAACCUAGAGGAGGAUGCCCUUGCUAAACUAAUUUUGCUUCAUCGCGCUCUCCGUACUUUAUAACUAUUGAAAUUAACUUGUUUGAUUCUUUUUAGUUAAAUGUACACACAUUUUGCUUUCAUUGUAAACUUCACGAAACAAAAAUGGAGAUAUUUUAUUCA